This is a messenger RNA of Equus quagga, 4136 nucleotides long. RefSeq names its product phosphoinositide interacting regulator of transient receptor potential channels (gene PIRT). The coding region runs from base 390 to 806 and encodes 138 amino acids. Gene Ontology annotation, molecular function: transmembrane transporter binding; phosphatidylinositol bisphosphate binding. The record is from RefSeq and is a predicted model, not a curated record. Gene Ontology annotation, biological process: positive regulation of cation channel activity; phosphatidylinositol-mediated signaling. NCBI's taxonomy places the organism in Eukaryota, Metazoa, Chordata, Mammalia, Perissodactyla, Equidae. The transcript has 2 exons.
AGACACCAACCUAAUGCACAUCUCCACCAAAACCUGAAGACAGUCUGCAGGGGAGCUUCAUUAAUUUUUCACAGGACUCAUCUCACAGUGGCUGAGCAGGGCUGAGACAAAGCCACGUUCGGAGUGCCUGUGCCAGCAGCCCGCAAGGGGUUAAGCCAUUAGCCCAUAUCCUGGUGAGCUCAUCCCCGCCGGAGCCUGCUCAGUGGCUGGAUCCGCUGCACACACCGACUCCUGGAUGGGGCCGGGGAGGCUUUCUCUGGCUGGGAUGAAGAACUUGAGCAGAAACUCAUUGCCGGCUUCCUCCCUGUGCGAGCUGUGUGUGAUUCCCCGGUCCGCUGCCCUUCCCCGGGACAUCGAGGACAGUUACUGGUGCUGGGUCCGAAGAAGCCAUGACAAUGGAGGCUGUCCCCAAGAAGGCCUUGGAGGUCGAUGAGAAGUCUCCAGAAUCCAAGGACCUGCUGCCUAGCCAGACCGCCAGCUCCCUGUGCAUCAGCUCCAGAAGUGAGUCUGUCUGGACCACCACCCCCAGGAGUAACUGGGAAAUCUACCGCAAGCCCAUCGUCAUCAUGUCCGUGGGUGGCGCCAUCCUCCUCUUCGGCGUGGUCAUCACCUGCUUGGCCUACACCCUGAAGCUGGGUGAAAGUAGCUGUAAGGUCCUUAAGAUGAUAGGGCCUGCCUUCCUCUCGCUGGGACUCAUGAUGCUAGUAUGUGGGCUGGUGUGGGUGCCCAUCAUCAAAAAGAAACAGAGGCAGAGACGGAAGUCGGUUUUCUUCCAGAGUCUCAAGUCCUUCUUCCUGAAUCGCUGAUGGCAGCCUCACCUUCUGUCCUCCCCAUCAUCCUGCCACCUCAACCAGGAGAAGGAGAUCUGACAUUUAACAUCUCCAUCUCCUUGGUGGGAUUUGCCAUGAAACUGAUGCAGGCACAUCCUCUUCCUGGCCCUGUGGGAAAGAGAGAGCUCAGGGCUCCACCCUCCUUGCAGCUGGGGGAUGGUGCUGGAUGUAUCUCAAUUAGUCUCUCUGUUAUUACUUAGAUCCUGGCCGCAGCCAUUCCCUUUAUGGCUCUCAUUCCCUGCCCAUGCACCCAGGCAGCACUCAUCUAACUCUCUCUGCCAAGCGCUAUGCAUGUUGGGAAAUUCCUUGGGGUGGGCUAUGCCCCAAGGACAACGUCCUGUUUACAUAUCUGAGUGCCUGAGCUGGAUUCUGCAUUUGCAUCCUUUUAGAACCGAAACUGACCAACAGAGGUCUUUCACAGAAGAGAGGGGAGGCUGAGUUCUGACCCACUGGGUUUGCCAGUCCAGCUCCCUUCAUGGGCAAGACACUGACUUAGAUUUCAAGGGACCAGACCAGUCACAAGUAUGAAACAUUCCAAACACUGACAGUGAAGGAUGGCUGGGGGAAAACACUUUCCGAGAAUGCACAUUCCCCUGGACAUAGCUCUGGGAGUUAGCCAGCCAAAGAAGUUCCCAGGUGUAUAGUAUUUACACCAGAGGCAGUGGAGUGGGCUCGGGGGUGUCACAGUCUCCCCUUGACCUUCUAACUCCUUCUCCUUGACUACUCUCCCCACCAAACUGGCCAAUUAGCCAAGGACAAGUGCGUGUUGCCCUAACUUCCUCUUUCCCCUGAUCCCCGGCUCUAGAACAGCAAGAUGGAGAGCUGCAGAGGGAUUCCGUAAGAUUGUUUUCUCCUUACACCCAUGGAGAAUCAAAACCAAGAAGAUCAAAUUCCACAUUUGAAGGGUGUGCAGGUUUCCAGAGACGGAAUUCACUUUCGGAAAUCCCCCCCUCUGCUCUCCCUGUCCCCACCCACGAAACAAGCCAACAUUUGAGUGCCCUGCUCUGGGCCAGGCCCUGGGUUGGGAGCAAGACAGAUACGGUCCCUGCUCUCAUUUUCUUUCCAAUGCAAGGACCACAGCCAGGCCAACAGGUGAUUGGAAUACCCCAUGCUGAGUCCUUGAUGGGGACAAUGUGGGUGGGUGUGGGAACACGAAGGGGGCACCUAACCCAGACUUGGGAGAGGACCCAGAGAUUGCUAGAGCUGUCUCAUCCAAACUGAGGACAAAAGGAAAGAUAAGAGUCUGCAAAAAGGGGAAAGGAAAAGCAUUUCAGCAGCAGGAAUGGCCUAUGCAAAAGCUCAGGAGAGGGAAGGGAAGCAUGAUAAAAUUAGGAAACUGCAUAGCAGCUUCCCAACCUCCCAAUGUCCCGUCUCAUCCCCUCUUGGCCUGCAUUCCCCCUGCUCCCCUAAGUGCCCAGUGCAGCUUCUCAGGGCACAUUGAGGGCCUCCUGGCAUGCAUGGUAGAAACUGGAAGGGUUUCCAGAGGGCCCACCACACAGAGAGCACUGUGAGGUAAGUCCUCCCCAAACCCGGGCUUACCUGUAACAACCAGAGGCCCUCAGGUGUAGACCAGGAGGGGUACCUGUGAGAAAGCUAGCCACCAUGCUGCCCUGGGCCAGGUUUGAGGCCAAGUGGGGAGCAUUUGAUAAUAAGGUAUGAAAGGAAGGCAUCCUGCCCUGUAACCAUCAUUGGCUUGAGGUGACUCCCAUCACUGCUCAACCUUCUGCCCUGCCCCGGUCACCAUGGCAACCCCUUUCUCUCUAACAGGCCUCCAGGUAUCUCCAUCCUUCAUGGUGGUUCCACAUGCAGAGUCAGAACCUCACCUUGUUCCCUCUGCAUCAUGGGAAAUUCCAUGGAGGCAGGUACCUGUGACAUGGGGACAAUCCCUGCCUUACACCACCUGAGGACCCAGAGAUCAGGGAGCCUGUGGACUUUGAGCCUCACCCAGAUGGCCAUGUCUUUCGUUGAGACAGUGUGGCAGGGUCCUCUCGCCCACCAGUCUCCUGCACAGGUGCUCAGGACCAAUCUUGGGGGAGUUGCAAGUGUUAUGUCACUAAUUAUAGUUCUAGUGCCUCAAGUGACAGGGCUUUCAGAUCAUUGCCCUUUCUCUGACAUAAAAGCAGACUCAAUACAUCAUCCUCACAUUAUAACAUCGUCCUCACGUUUCUUGAUGCUGUCUUACGUGGAGCAAAUGGAGUGGAUUCCCCGCUAGCUCGCUGGAAACCCACACUUCCCAACAGCUUGUAGUCUGGGCACAGCUGUGGGAGGAGGACCCAGGUGGGUGCUGCCACUGGGUGUGUCUUAGGGCACGGAAGUUUGGGGACAGCCAUGGCUCUAGAAGGCGUCCACGUUCUGGACUCGCUGUGCAGCCUGCAGCAGUACUCACCCACAUUCUCUGCUCCUCAAGCUCAGUUGCUUAGAAAGAAAAAUGAGGAAAAGAUUCUGAGGAAAGACCCCCAAGCAUCAUUCGACCCCACUGGGACCCCCCACGUGAGUGUGGGCCUAGGAACAUGCCAGCAUCGUGCUGAGGGGCCUCUGCAGGAGACCGUCACCACGCGGAAGGCUGAGGGAAGAAUGUGCCUGCUCUGUGCAUGCAGCCCAUGCCAGAGGCCAUGUUUCUGGAAAAAAGCAUCACCACCCUGACUCUGUUCAUUCCCAUGGAUGAGAGACAGGCCCAGCAUCCCCAUGUUUGGCUAACUGGACUGCAUUAUCUCACCCACAGCUGCUCUGUUUGGGAAAGUCCGAUUGAAUCUGAGUCCUAAGGGAAUUGAUGUAAUAUCGAAUUGUGUUCUAUUUAGCAGUGUCUGCUGUGUUUUCAUUCCAUUCCAUCAGGAAUUCCAAGACUAUCCACUAAUUCAUUCGUCUCCAAUGCCCUCUGCCAUGGUCACAUGUCCUCCGCCCCCUCCCCAGAGAGCUGUCUGGGAGAAGGGGACAGUGCGGGUUUCACGCACGGCUCCUCCGGUGCUUCAUAGGAGCUGAGGGCUCUUCUCUGAGAUGCUGACGGGGCAGACAGGUCAGAAGCUCCUGACUCCUUCCAUCCUCACAAGCCCAGUAGAGAGACCCCAAAAGGGAUAUGGAAAAGAACCCUCCAGAAUUAAUCAGUGGUCCAGGGGGAAGCAGGGUGACCUCAGGGUCAGCCUGUCAAUGUCCCCAUGAACUCAGGCAAGCAAGCACAAGAAGGGGUGACAGUUCAGCUCCCAAGACGUCCGUGGCCUCCUUCUUCCUUCUAAGCCCUUCUCCCUUUCUCCUGGUCAGUCUCUCUGCUUUUCUGUGUCUUCAGUCCUGGCCCUUCUCUGCUUGGCUCCC